This is a messenger RNA of Helianthus annuus (common sunflower), 1586 nucleotides long. RefSeq names its product B3 domain-containing protein At5g60140. The record is from RefSeq and is a predicted model, not a curated record. The transcript has 3 exons. The coding region runs from base 83 to 1108 and encodes 341 amino acids. Lineage: Eukaryota; Viridiplantae; Streptophyta; Magnoliopsida; Asterales; Asteraceae. Gene Ontology annotation, molecular function: DNA binding.
CAUAACUCUAUACAAUCAAUAAGAUACCCACUUUUCUUCACUACCUCUUUCCCAAUUACCAAAAAAUCUGUGCAAACUUCGAAUGGCUCAUCGCCUCUAUCCUUCCUUCUUCAAGAUCUUGCUCGACCCAUCUGCCCCUCACCUGCCAUUACCACCUGAUUUCGUCAGAAACUACUUAAAGAACAAAACCCUUAAAGAUCUAAUCAUCCGAUCUGCAAAAGGGGGGUAUUCAUGGCGAUUAAAGAUCAAGAAAAUCGGCGAAAGUUUCUGUCUUUCCGGCGGAUGGGAGUCUGUUGUUCAAGAUAUUCAAUUGGGGUUUGGGGAUUUUCUUGUUUUUAGGGUUCUUGAUAAGUCUUUGUUUAAAUUGAUGGUUUAUAGUCCGAAUGGGUGUGAAAAAUAUUUCCCACCGAAAUCCCAUGUGGAUAAUGGUGUUGUAGAUCAUGAUGAUCAUAUUGAAGAUGUUGUUGUUGAAGAUGGUGAUGAUGAUGAUGAUGAUGAUGAUGUUGUUGAUGAUGAUGAUGAUGUUGAUGUGGUUGUUGAAGAAGAAGAUGAAUUUGAAGAUGAGGAUGAGGAUGAGGAUGAGGAUGAGGAUGAGGGAGGGUAUGAAGAGUUAGAAGAUGAUGUUGAUGAUGUGGAAGAUGAUGGUGAUGGUGAUGGUAAUGGUGAUAUUGAUGGUCAUGAUGGGGAUCCUUUCUUUAUGAUCAAAAUCGUAAAAUCUCACAAAACUAUGAUGCGGCUGCCGGCGGAUUUUGUGGAGUUGGCCGGAAUAGAGGGUGAGGGAACUCUAACGGCGGCGAAUGUUGACGGCAAAGAGUGGGAAUUGGGGGUGCGCGUGGAGAAAUAUUACUAUUAUCUUUCGGCUGGAUGGCGCGAUUUCAGGCGAAGUAAUGAUUUAUGUGAAGGUGAUGAAUGUGUGUUUAAGUUUAUAAGAAAUGAAGAUAAGUUACUCUUGGCAAGAGUCACCAAGAAUAAACGGCCAGCAAAGUAUCCGUUCGGCGAAAAACCUUCGCCGAUCGGAGAUGUGAAGAGGAAGAGACGUGGGCCAUAUAAGCCGAUACGUGGAAGGCCAUGUAGGCCAAUACGUGGCAGGCUAGCUAGGCGAAAAUAAGGUGUUUGUUUUAAAUUGAGUAAAUUGUCAUUUUAGUCCUUGAGUUUUUGUUCAAAUAGUUUUUUUUUUCCUUCUCUGGGUCCCUGACUUUUCAUUUUUCUUGCCAUUUUGAUCACAUUGCCUAACUUAAUCUAAAAACCAGGUUAUAAUCAGGGGUAUUUUUGGCAUUAAAAAUGAUUAUGAGGUUUAUAAAUUAUAUUGUAAACUACCCUGGUUAUCACUACACAACAUUUAUGUCAAAAAUACCCUUGGUUAUAACCAGAUUUUUAGACUGAGUUAGGCAAUAUGAUCAAAAUGGCAAGAAAAUGGAAAAGUCAGGGACCCAGUGGAGAAAAAAAAACUAUUUGGACUAAAAUAACAAUUUGGAUCAAACCUCAGGGACUAAAAUGGCAAUUUACUCUUUUAAAUUUUGAUUGUAAUUCAUGUUAGACUAUUGUUGAAAUAAUAGAGAUUUGGGCUAACUAUAGGCAAUUAUGUA